AUGCCUUCUAUAAUUAAUUCAAUAAAAGUAACGAUCUAUUAUUUAAUAUUAGCAAUUAGUGCAUUUUUUGGUCUUGUUUUUGUUCAAACACCCGCUGUACCAUUUAUAUUUUUAAAUCGACGUCUUUAUUUUCGUUGGUGUUCAGCAGCAAUGGGUUAUUAUCUUUUAAUGGCAACUUUUCUUCUUGAAGACUUACUUGGCAUAAAGAUUGUUAUUACCGGUGAUGAUUUAACCAAUGAUGGAAAACGUUCAUUAAUUAUAUUAAAUCAUCGUACAAGACUUGAUUGGAUGUUUAUCUGGAUGUUACAUAGUCGUUUUAAAAUUUUAAAACAACUUAAAAUUGUUCUUAAAGCUGACCUUAAACGUAUCCCUGGCCCUGGAUGGGCUAUGCAACAUGCUGGUUUUCUAUUCAUUGAUCGUAUAUGGGAAAAAGAUCAACAAACAAUAAAAAAUCUUAGUGGAUAUUAUAAAUCAUGUCAAUCACCACUUUCCAUAUUAAUUUUUCCUGAAGGAACAAAUUUAACCGAUGAAACUAAAAUAAAAAGUAAUGAUUAUGCAGCCAAACAAACAACUUUUAAUCAAUCUUAUGAUUAUUGUCUUCAUCCACGUUUAAAUGGAUUUACAUUUUUACUAAAUACAAUGCGAUCAGAUGAAAUUCUCGAUACAAUUGAUGAUGUUACUAUUGGUUAUGAAGGACUUAUUCCAGAAGCAGAAAUUGAUUUAUUAAAAGGUCAUAUACCAAAAUCAGUUCAUUUUCAUGUUAAACGUUAUAAUAUAAAUGAUUUACCUAAGACAGAUGAAGAAAUUGGUGAAUGGCUUCAAAAUCGUUGGAAUGAAAAAGAAAAUCGUUUAAAAGAGUUUUACAUUAAAAAGCAAUUUGAUGUCCAAUCAAAGCAUUUCAAUAAUCAAAAUAUUGAGUCAAAUAUAUGUUUUAAACGUCGUUUAGCAUUUAUAUUAUGGUCUCUAUUUAUACUAUUUUGGUCUUAUUGUAUUUUCGCAUAUAUUAAAAUAAAAUUUUAUGUUUUGUUAGUAUGUAUAUUUCAUUCAAUAAUGGAUUCAUUUGCCAAUGGUUUAAUUGAUUUUGUUUGUCAACUUGAUGUUAAUUAUCGACAAAAUGAAUUAAAACGAACAAGACAAGCAAUCAAACAAGAUUAG
Rotaria sp. Silwood2 is the source of this 1155-nucleotide messenger RNA. The record is from the annotation of a GenBank genome assembly. NCBI's taxonomy places the organism in Eukaryota, Metazoa, Rotifera, Eurotatoria, Philodinida, Philodinidae.